Molecule: messenger RNA, 1975 nt
Organism: Nycticebus coucang (slow loris)
Lineage: Eukaryota; Metazoa; Chordata; Mammalia; Primates; Lorisidae
Gene: CD2
Product: CD2 molecule
Exons: 5
Coding region: 69-1094 (341 amino acids)
Biological process (GO): cell-cell adhesion; positive regulation of type II interferon production
Cellular component (GO): membrane
Molecular function (GO): signaling receptor binding
Source: RefSeq, a predicted model, not a curated record
CCACUAGUCUUAUUUCAGUUCCUUUUCAUGAAGAGCUCAGAAUUGCAAGAAGGAAACCAACCCUUAAGAUGAGCUUCCCAUGUAAAAUUUUAGCCAGCUUUCUUCUAAUUUUCAACUUUCCUACCAAAGGUUCAGACUGCCAAGAUAAUAUCUGGGGUGUCUUGGAUCAGGAUAUCAACUUGGAAAUUCCUGGAUUUCAAAAGAAUCAUAUUACUGAUGAUAUACAAUGGAAAAAAGGAUCGAACACCAACAAGAUUGCACAAUACAAAAGAGACAAGAAAUAUGUCCAGUUAAAUGACACAUAUGAGGUAUUUGAAAAUGGAACCUUAAAAAUUAAACGUCUGACGAAAAAUUCUGAAGGUUGCUACAAGGUAGUAAUAUACGAUAUAAACGGGAAAAACUUGUUGGAAAAAUCCUUUAAUUUGAAGACUUUAGAGUUGGUCUCAAAACCAAACAUCUUCUGGGACUGUGUCAACCGAACCUUGACCUGUAAUAUAACAAAGGGAAGUCACUUUGAAUUAAGACUGAUUAAAAAUGAGAAAAAUCUCACGAAAAGUUAUCAGAACACCAUCAAAUACAAGUGGUCCACCAACCCAGGUGGGGUAGUCAAGUGUACGGCACAGAACAAUCGCAGUGAGGAAUCUGUCACGGUGCCCCUCGUCUGUCCAGGGAAGAGCCUGGACAUGUAUCUCAUCAUCAGCAUCUCUGUAGGGGGCAGCCUCUUGAUAAUCUUUGUGGCACUGCUCAUUUUCUACGUCAGCAAGAGGAAAAAGCAGAACAGCAGGAGAAAUGAUGAGGAGGUGGAGAUAAGAGUACACAGAGCUAACACGGAGGAAAGGAGCCAGAAGCCCCACCAAUCAGUUCCACACAAUCCAGCAGCCACCCAGCCGCCUCCACCACUCGGUCAUCGUUCUCAGACAUCUGGUCCUCGUCCCUUGCCUCCUGGCCACCGUGUCCAGCACCAGCCUCAGAGGAGGCCUCCUCCGGGCACACAAGUUCAUCAGCACAAAGGCCCGCCCCUCCCCAGGCCCCGGGUUCAACCGAAACCUCCCCAUGGGGCUGCAGAAAACUCGUCGUCCCCUUCCUCUAAUUAAAAGCCAUAGAGACGGUCCUUCCUAGUAAAAGGCACUGCGGAUUUCUCUGGCCCGUGUGCACAUCCUCACUUCUACCAGGCGUUUUCUAGGAGCCAAGCAUUACCACGUCCUGAUGCUCCUGGGCCACCUCUGCACCUUCUAACUCACUGUGUGUUGACAUCCAGAAGGGAAAACAACAAACAUGGGAGGGUGGUGGGUGACUGAACACCACAACCUUAGCUCUCUCUUGCCUCCACUCAGAUCGUGUGCAGAUGAGAUAAGUCAAGAGGUUUCCAUGCUUGGGUGUCCCUAUGGGCAGACUGCCUGCCUUGAGAGACUCUCGGGUUUCUUAUGUGCCCUGGUGGACACUUGCCACUGUCCUGUGAGUAGAAGUGAAAUAAAAGCUUUAACUUACCCUGUCUGCUCACUGUCAAAACGCAUUAAGAAGAGGAAGCUGCUGAAUGGGAGAGGCUCCUGGGUGUGACAGCAGGAUCAAACUUGGUAAGCCCCAUUCACUUGAACCACUUUAAUCCUAAUUAAAAUGACCAGAACAUGCUCCCGGGUCCCUGUUGCAAAGCUGGGCCUAACAACCUAUUUGUAGAUUUGCGUAAGGAAUUGAAGGCUCUAUGCCCAAACAUUGAUGGAGGCAUCCAACAAUUUAAUCUUUUUGGUCUCCUUUCCUUGACUGGGCAGACAUGGUCAUAGUGACCUGUAGAGUCAUCCUUGAAAAGAAGGAUGUGUCCAUGAAUACUUGAGGUACCUCGAGAUCAUCACAUGACAGAAAAGGGUCGGUUCGAAGAUGAGUUGGUUGAAGCAAAUCUUAAGGGUCUUGAAUGACCAUAACUAAAAGGUCAGGCCACAUCCCCAACUGGAAGUCAUGCAGGCUGUACUUUGGGGAAAAG